AUGCUCCAGUCGGUUGCCAGUAGUUCAUGCGCGCGGCUCAUCCAGAGCCACAAAUCGACGUGGUAUUUUUUGUUUCUGGUGCUGGGCUACAUCCUUUAUCUCAUCUUCGGGGCUAUGGUCUUUUCGUCUGUAGAGAUGCCUUACGAAAAAGCCUUACGCCAGGAACUCACGACCAUGAAAAGGCAGUUCCUGCAGGACAAUGAGUGCAUCACCGAGGAGAGUCUGGAACGCUUUCUCAAGGAAGCCCUGGAAGCCAGUAAUUACGGCGUCUCCAUCCUUAACAGCACCGCUACCAAUUGGAACUGGGACUUUACCUCUUCACUCUUCUUUGCCAGCACCGUGCUGUCCACCACAGGUUAUGGUCACACAGCACCAUUGUCAGAGGGUGGCAAGGCCUUUUGCAUCAUCUACUCUGUGUUCGGCAUCCCGUUCACCCUUCUUUUCCUCACCGCCGUGGUACAAAGGAUCAUGGUUUACAGCACAAGGAGGCCCAUCUCAUACAUCCACAUGCACUGGGGCAUUUCUAAACCUCUGGUGGCCAUCAUCCACUCUUGUCUACUCGCUUUGCUGGCCGUUUCUUGCUUCUUCCUCAUUCCAGCGGCCAUCUUCUCAGCACUGGAGGAUAACUGGAACUUUUUGGAGUCUUUCUACUUCUGUUUCAUCUCUCUCAGCACUAUUGGAUUGGGAGAUUAUGUGCCAGGAGAGGCAGCUAACCAGAAGUUCAGGGAGCUCUACAAACUGGGAAUCACUUUCUACUUGAUCCUGGGCCUGAUCGUCAUGCUGGUUGUCCUGGAGACAUUCUGUGAGCUGCAGCAGCUGAAACAGCUCAGAAAGAUGUUCUACCUGAAAAAGGAGAAGACGCACGACCGCCUGACCAUCCUUGAACACGACCAGCUGGCAUUCACCUCCAUGCCAGACAGGAUGCACGGUGACGACAAGACCCACAUGUUCGUUAGUGUCUCUAGUCUGCCGUCUCGCAGCGACGAGCUUUGUAUUCAGUAA
Molecule: messenger RNA, 1002 nt
Organism: Nerophis lumbriciformis (worm pipefish)
Lineage: Eukaryota; Metazoa; Chordata; Actinopteri; Syngnathiformes; Syngnathidae
Source: RefSeq, a predicted model, not a curated record